Molecule: messenger RNA, 3266 nt
Organism: Porites evermanni
Lineage: Eukaryota; Metazoa; Cnidaria; Anthozoa; Scleractinia; Poritidae
Source: the annotation of a GenBank genome assembly
AUGCCAACUUCUGAUCGAGAAAUGCACCUGAAGAGUUCUGCUGGUCGUCCAAAAGGGACGUGUAAGAAUGCUGUUUUACCGUCUUCAAGCGCUGACUUGGUGAGGGAGAGUGGCAAUAUGGCCGCUCAAACCGCCUUUAACGGCCACGUGGAAAAUCCCACUGAAAACGGCUACACUUUCAGUGCGUCGCCUCUUUACGAAUCCAAGCCUCGUCUUUGACAAUGGUAAGAUGGUUUUCGUGUUUGAGUAGUUAUUUUGAGUGCCAUCUUAUAAUGAAAAACGUUUAGAAAGAACGGUUAUUUCCAUUCAGCCCAAAAUUCCGGAAAUGUCGGUUAGGAAUCAAAUGGAACGGACCGUUUCGUUCGGUCCGACCGGAAUAUUUGGGAACACCUUUGCAGACCGGUCCGGUCUUUUCGGUCGUUCCGACCGAAAUUUCCCUUUCCAUUUGACAAAAUUGUUGUCCCUAGUACCGCUGGGUCGGUGUCCAUACCCCCUCCCCCUCCCCCCACCGGUUGAGGACAUAUUGUCUUCUUACCUCUAAAGAUUUAAUUAUUUAAUUGCAAUCACCCUUGAAGACUGGAAUGCAUUCUAAGAGGGCCAGAUUUCAAAAUUUUUCCAAAAACUUGUGCCCUCAAGAAGUGCUUUUGCCACCUUUUUUUUUCUUCUCCACUAGCCUGCGAAAACAUCCGUUUCUCCUCGCUCUUCGCCACUAGGGACAUUUCACGCCAAGGAACGUCUGCCACUCAGGGGCAGAAAUUUCAUUACUGAUGAUGCAAAUCAAUGUUUACAUAAGAAAUCCGGUGGUCAUGGGGUUCCAAAUAUAUUUUUGUCCAAUCUUACAUGUCUUCUGGUUGUUUUUGGGAAAGUGCUGUGUUUGUGUGCCAAUGAGCUCCAGCAAAACUCAAAUGCUUCUUCUAGAGAACACUAUAUUCUACCAAUAUUGACUGUUUUGUUAGAGAUUCUUCACGUUUACAUUUGACCUUUGUGGCGUUUUGUCUUUUGUCUGUCAUUCGCAAACAAUAGCUCAAACAAUGUAACUACUCCAUCGACCAAUCAGCACUUCUGACGGGAUUCCGGACAGAUUUUAUGUCAUCGGUAUGGAAUUUCUGUUGCUGAGUCGCAGACGUUUCUCCGCGCGAAAUGUCCCCAGUGGCGAAGAGCGAGGAGAAACGGAUGUUUUCGCAGGCUACUUCUCCACCAACUGCAAAGCUUCUACCACCUACUUAAAAUCUUAUUGAAAACCCUGGGUUUGACGGGCUAAUCUGAAAAACCAUUUGUGGGAGGGGUAUGGAUAUUUUCUCGACUGACACAAUUGAAAGUUUGUUCUAUACCCUACUUAUGUUGUACAUGUUAUACAAUCUAUCUUUCAAUUUUAUGUUCAGGUCAAAUAUCGUACAUUACCCAGUGCUCGAACUUAACGGUCGUCCACUCAUCCAAAACGAGUAAAAAUUGCCCAAAACGAGUAGGUUUUUUUGCCACUAGUCCUGUGGACGAGUAAAGUUACAGUACCCCGAUAAAUAAUUGCUUUUGUAUCUUGCUGAAAGGGGCUAAAAGUGUCAAAGCAGAUAAAGAAUUUCUGAAAGCGAAUGCUUCGAAAACGUCGAGCAAAAAUCGCUAGGCGUUUCUGGCCUGGCAGGUAAGAGUCUGGGUUCUACGCUGAGAUUAAAUGGAUUGUGGGAUUCAAUAUGGCGGCUUCCCGCGUUUGCCAAAUGAUCGAUGUUGAUUGAAUCUCUAUUUUCUUUCAAAACACAACUUCUUGAAAUGUCCAAACGAAAAAAAGUUCAAUGCUCACUGAGUUCUUUCUUCGGAGGAAAGCAAAAUCAAGAAAGCAACACAACACCAGCACCGCCUGCUGCAACUCCGAUAAAGAAAACACGUUGAUGGUGGUUGAGAUUUGUCUGGCAAUGGCAGUGUCCUCAUCUUGCUGUGAAAGGGGAUUCUCUUGUAUGGGGCGACUCAAAUCAGAGUAUCGAAACUCACUUGAUGUUGAAACUGUUGACAUGCUCAUGAACAUCUGCCUCAAUGGUUCAAGUCCCGAGGACUUUACAGCUGAAAGGGCAAUUUUGCAUUGGAACCAGGCAUCACAAAGAAUGCGAAGGCCUUGCUUAAAGGAUUGAUGACCUAACUUAAGCCUAAGACAGCAAUGAAGUUGAUAAAACUGCUGCUAUUCUAUUUAUGUUGCAACUAUGGCCUGUAACUGGGAAGAAUUAUAAUUGUAAUACACUUAUCAUUGUUGCUAUGUAUCACUAAAAAGAUACAUGUAAAUUGUUGUGUUUAUUUGAUCAUAGUGUGGCAUUUACAUGUUUUUACCUACACACACAAAUUAAAUACGUGCAAAAAAAAAUGUAAAGGGUGACCAGUAACUUUGCUCCUGGGACCAGUAAAUUCUUAGCCUACUGGUCCAGUGGAAGACCAGAGCUAAAAGUUAAGUUCGAGCACUGUUACCAUAACCAAAAACACAGAUUACCUAUUUUGACCAAUGACGUACGUUUUUGAGUUAGUAUUGUUAAAAUGUGAUGUGUAAGAUUACAGGAAAUUUGAUCAGCUGGUGAUAAUUGCCGAUAUUUUGAUGUCCUACAGGGGUCUUCCACCUUGCCUCCCCAAAAGGCCAGGAGCAUCUUGUCGAGAGCCCGCUGGAGGACCAAUCAUCCAGCUUUUGGUCAACAGAUCCUGCUUGGGGUCAAAGCGACCAUAGAGAGCUGUUCUUUGACCAAGUGGCUGAACUCGAGCAGUUGAUGUCUGGGGAGAAUUGCAGGGAAAUUGUUUUUCAGAAGUCUUGGCCUGUUAAUGGAGCGUUGUCUCUUGGUAGUGCUCAAAAUAAGCAGGAUGUUCAUGGUGGCUUUGUAGAAUUGUCAGAUGGUGAAGAAAAUUUAAAUGCCAGUGGACUUAGUCGUGCUGAUCCUGGAAUAUCUUGUGUGCAAAGCUCAGAAGAGAAUCCUCCUCCAGAACAACAAGCCCUUGAGCACUCACCAGCAAGUUUGCAAAACAAUGAGUCAAUGCUGUUUGAUCAAUCACAAGAUUCUCCUUCCUCUGUAGGAAGCUCUUGCAGUGAUGAAGCCUUUGAAAAGAGGAUCAGGAACAAUGAGGCUUCCAGGAAGUUUCGCCGUGCAAGGAAGGAAAGACACAAAACUUUGUUUGCUAAGGCAACUAAAUUGGAGAAGGAAAACUGGUCAUUGAAGCUUCAGGUGAACGAGAUGAUGAGAGAAAUUGCUUCCUUGAGGUCCAUGCUUCCAAAGAAUAUUAAUCAUGUUUCAUUUGUUUCAUAA